Molecule: messenger RNA, 1049 nt
Organism: Ceratosolen solmsi marchali
Lineage: Eukaryota; Metazoa; Arthropoda; Insecta; Hymenoptera; Agaonidae
Gene: Miox
Product: Myo-inositol oxygenase
Exons: 6
Coding region: 60-947 (295 amino acids)
Biological process (GO): inositol catabolic process
Cellular component (GO): cytoplasm
Molecular function (GO): inositol oxygenase activity; iron ion binding
Source: RefSeq, a predicted model, not a curated record
AGGACUCAGUUAGUCAAUGUAUAGCGAAUUAGUGACACUUAUUAGUUCAAACAUUUAAUAUGAUUGCUAAAUUUAGAUCAUCUGUGGAAACUAUAUCGAGUUUCGAUCCGUCUGAAAAAUUUCGCCCGGAACCUAUUUACAGUGAUAAAUUAAAAAGUGAAUUUAGAGAUUAUUCAAAGGAUUCCAAUGAUCCUAUUAAGGAACGUAUUCGAUUGACAUAUUUAAAUAUGCAUACCAAUCAGACAGUUGACUUCGUUCGAUCUAAGAUGAAAUCCUGGCUUCAAUUCAAUAAAUGUAAAAUGAAUAUUAAGGAAGCUCUUAUAAAGUUAAAUGAAUUAGUGGAUGAGAGCGAUCCUGAUUCAAGUUUACCAAACAUUGUUCAUGCAUUCCAAACUGCAGAGAAAAUAAGAAUUGAUCAUCCAAACGAGGAUUGGUUUCAUCUCACGGGAUUGAUUCACGAUCUUGGCAAGGUAAUGGCACUUUAUGGAGAGCCUCAAUGGGCAGUUGUUGGUGAUACUUUUCCUGUGGGCUGCGAUUGGGCAAAUUCAAUCGUAUAUCGGGAUACAAGUUUUAUUAAUAAUCCCGAUGGAGAAGAUCCUCGUUACAAUACCAAAUUUGGCAUGUAUAAACCAAAGUGUGGAUUGGAAAAUCUACUUAUGUCAUGGGGUCAUGACGAGUAUCUCUAUCAAGUAUUAAAGCACAAUAAGAGCACAUUACCAAACUGCGCUUUAGCUAUCGUACGUUAUCACUCAUUUUAUCCAUGGCACGCCGGUGGUGAUUAUAUGUAUUUCUGCACCAAAGACGAUAUCGACAUGUUGGAUUAUAUUCUGAUGUUCAAUAAAUAUGAUUUGUAUACAAAGAAUGACGAGGUUCCUGACAUCGAUAAACUUUGGGCAUACUACGAACAGCUUAUAGAAAAGUAUAUUCCAGGUGUGCUGGAAUGGUGAAAAUAUUUUGAAGUCGUAUUUGUUAUUAAAGAAUGAAACAACGCUGGAUUGUUACUCGCUAGUUUAUGUAUAAAAUAUCGAAUUAUAUAUUUGAAAUCUUAA